Messenger RNA from Bufo gargarizans (Asiatic toad), 1414 nucleotides. RefSeq names its product aquaporin 9 (gene AQP9). Bases 25 to 984 code for a protein of 319 amino acids. Gene Ontology annotation, biological process: glycerol transmembrane transport; water transport. Gene Ontology annotation, cellular component: basolateral plasma membrane; plasma membrane. Lineage: Eukaryota; Metazoa; Chordata; Amphibia; Anura; Bufonidae. The record is from RefSeq and is a predicted model, not a curated record. Gene Ontology annotation, molecular function: urea transmembrane transporter activity; water channel activity; glycerol channel activity. The transcript is spliced from 6 exons.
AAUCCCACGUGGGUUAAUAGUUAAAUGGGAACCCAAAAUCUGCAGAAGAGGAUGUCUGAAGCUGAUGCCACCAAGGGGAACAGGAGGAGCAGCAGAUACAGCACUUUAGACAUGAGGCAAAAAAGGAGCUGUUUAGAACGGAUUGCUCUGAGGAACACACUAGCAAAGGAAACCCUUGCUGAAUUUUUCGGGACAUUUCUGCUGGUAACCUUCACAUGCUGUAGCAUUGCCACAUCUGUUCUCAACUAUGGAACAUCUGGAGGAACUCUGGGUGCUGUUGUUGGCUGUUCAUUGGCAGUCACAAUGGCGAUCUAUGCAAGUGGAGGAGUGUCAGGUGGCCACGUCAAUCCAGCAGUUUCCUUUGCCAUGUGUUUAACUGGAAAACUACCAUGGGUUAAACUUCCUUUCUACGUGAGUGCACAGUUCCUGGGAGCUAUUGCUGGAUCUGCAGUUGUUUUUGGUGUUUAUUAUGAUGCAUUAAAAUCAUACUCGGGAGGAGCACUUACAGUAACUGGCCCGAAUGCUACAGCACACAUUUUUGCAACGUAUCCAUCUCCAUAUCUUACAACAAUUAAUGGACUUGUAGAUCAAAUAAUGUCCACUGCUCUGCUGCUCAUUAUGAUUUUUGCCAUGUUUGACAAAAAGAACAUGCCAGCUCCAAGCGGACUAGAGCCAAUUGCUGUCGGGCUCCUCAUUCUAGCAUUAGUGCUAGCACUAGGAACUAACUGUGGAGCUGCUAUGAAUCCAGCUAGAGAUUUAGGUCCAAGAAUCUUUACCGCUGUGGCUGGCUGGGGCUUUGAAGUUUUCACUGCUGGCAAUAGCUUUUGGUGGAUCCCUGUGAUUGGACCAAUGAUUGGUGCUGUAAUUGGAUCCUACAUAUACAUUCUAUUCAUUGAAGCUCAUCACAAAAAGGAACCAUGCGCCUUUGAUCAAACCCUUGAUACUGAUCACUUUGAGAAACAUGAACUUGCCAACAUGGCGUGAGAGACUGCAAAUCUUAAUUGACCUGCUUUCCGACAUCCACCGGCUACGUGCUCUUGUGUGCAUACGCCAACUUGCCUUUCUCCUUUGCACAUGGACAAUCUGUGAUUGGUUUAUGGUGAUGUAACUGUGAGCCAUGACUUAAGUAAUUACCUGCAAAAUUUUAGGUUCAAAUUAAAACAAAAUAUGAGACUUUUUAAAGGUUCUCAUUAGUAUUUUAUUCCUAGCCUUCAAUCUCCAACAUAAAAGUAUCAGGGGAUAAUCAUAAUGCCUCUUAAUUGCUCAGCCAUAAAUCAGCCUUCUUAAUGAAGCACUAAUGGACCAUAGACUGGGUCACAAAGGUAUAUGCAGGUAAUUGGUCUUGUCAUGCAUUUAUGUGUAAUAACCGUGAUCAAUCAUCAAUACCAUUAAAAUUUGCUGUGUGUUAAAAUGA